GGCCACAGAGCAUUGUACACCACAUCUCUCUCCCUCUUCCUUUCCCUCUCGCAUAAAAAGCUAAGACCUCACCAAAAGCUGAGAUAACCUCUCUCAGCCGAGCAAAGUCUCGGAGCCUCUUCUACUUCUUCUUCUUCUCCCAUGGCGGCAGGUCUCUCAACAGCCCUUACAUUCAAACCUCUCCACCGCGCUUUCUCUUCCUCCAGUCUCCGCCUGCACCAUCCAACAUCCUUAACCGGAUUCCCGUCGUCUCUCCUCCGGUUCAGAGGAUUAUCCGUCUGCUACGUCGUCUCGGAUCGGAGGCAGAGCUCUCCUAUCGACAAAGAUGACAGUCCUCCCGAGACUACGGAGCCAACAACAACAGCCAUAGACGCGGAGUACCUGGCGCUGCGUUUAGCUGAGAAGCUGGAGCGGAAGAAAUCGGAGAGGUUCACUUAUCUGAUUGCUGCAGUGAUGUCGAGCUUCGGUAUCACUUCGAUGGCUAUUAUGGCCGUUUACUACAGAUUCUCUUGGCAGAUGGAGGGAGGUGAAAUCCCAAUGUCGGAGAUGUUCGGUACAUUUGCUCUCUCUGUUGGUGCUGCUGUUGGCAUGGAGUUCUGGGCAAGAUGGGCUCAUAAAGCUCUCUGGCACGCUUCUUUAUGGAACAUGCAUGAGUCACAUCACAAACCUAGAGAAGGGCCGUUUGAGUUGAACGAUGUGUUCGCCAUAAUCAACGCUGUUCCUGCCAUUGCUCUCCUCUCUUACGGUUUCUUCAAUAAGGGACUCGUUCCUGGCCUCUGCUUUGGCGCUGGGUUAGGAAUAACAGUGUUUGGAAUCGCCUACAUGUUCGUCCACGAUGGUUUGGUGCACAAGCGCUUCCCUGUAGGUCCCAUCGCUGACGUUCCUUAUCUCCGAAGGGUCGCCGCUGCUCACCAGCUGCAUCACACAGACAAAUUCGAUGGUGUGCCAUAUGGGCUGUUUCUUGGACCGAAGGAAUUGGAGGAAGUUGGAGGAGAUGAAGAGUUAGAGAAAGAGAUAAGUCGGAGAAUCAAACUGUACAAAAGGGGGUCUGGUUCCGGGUCGACUUCUUGACUUCAAAACAUGUUUUAAUUAAGUCUCAAAACUUUUUUUUUGUCUUGUAUCAUGAUCUGAAAUACGAUCUAUGUUUAUAAAUCCUAUAAGCCGAUUUUGAUUUUAAA
Molecule: messenger RNA, 1178 nt
Organism: Raphanus sativus (radish)
Lineage: Eukaryota; Viridiplantae; Streptophyta; Magnoliopsida; Brassicales; Brassicaceae
Product: beta-carotene 3-hydroxylase 1, chloroplastic
Exons: 7
Coding region: 142-1071 (309 amino acids)
Biological process (GO): xanthophyll biosynthetic process; carotene metabolic process
Cellular component (GO): chloroplast
Molecular function (GO): beta-carotene 3-hydroxylase activity; iron ion binding
Source: RefSeq, a predicted model, not a curated record